Lactuca virosa is the source of this 1056-nucleotide messenger RNA. The record is from the annotation of a GenBank genome assembly. Lineage: Eukaryota; Viridiplantae; Streptophyta; Magnoliopsida; Asterales; Asteraceae.
AUGGCGAUUUUUCCGAGAUCAGCUCCGACCCUCUUCCUGUUACUAACAACAACACUUCUCUCACUAUCCACAACCCUUUUUUUCACCGGCGCCGCCAACGCCAACGCCGAUGCAGAUCUAGUCUCCGAACUUCAAUCCAUCCAAUCCCGCUCCUCCUCCGGCGUUGUCCACCUCUCUGACAACCUUCUCCGCCGUAUCAUUACCACGAAACCACGAUCUUUCUCCUUAAUCAUCUUCUUCGACGCCAUCCAACUCCAUGAUAAAUCCGAACUCCACCUCAAAUCACUCAAAUCCGAAUUCUUCCUCCUCUCUAAAUCCUUCGGCAUCAACAAUGAGAAUUCCCCAUCAGUACUUUCCAAGCUCUUCUUCUGCGACAUCGAAUUCGGCGAAUCGCAAUCAUCUUUCGCCCAAUUCGGUGUUAACGCCUUGCCACACAUCCGCCUCCUUCCACCAGAUGCGACCACCUUAAAAACCGACUCGAUCUCCAUGGACGCCGGUGAUUUCUCCCGUUUAGCCGAAUCCAUGGCGGAAUUUAUCGAAUCGAGAACUAAACUCAAAAUGGGUCAAAUCCACCGUCCCCCAAUUCUCUCUAAAACUCAAAUAGGGUUCUUAAUCGCUGCAUUCCUGAUAUCCUUGCCAUUCCUGUUCAAAAGACUAUUAGCCGGUGAAACACUUCUACACGAUAAGAGGGUUUGGCUAUCCGGUUCUGUGUUCAUUUACUUCUUUAGCGUUUCGGGAACUAUGCACAACAUAAUUCGCAAAAUGCCGAUGUUCAUAUCCGAUAGAAAUGAUCCAAGCAAGCUCGUCUUCUUCUACCAGGGAUCUGGAAUGCAGUUGGGUGCUGAGGGUUUUGCUAUCGGGUUUCUUUACACCAUUGUUGGCUUGUUGUUGGCUUUUAUGACUCAUGUUUUGGUUAGGGUGCAGAGUAGGAUUGCACAGAGGACGAUAAUGAUCAUUGCCAUGAUUAUUUCAGUAUGGGCUGUGAGGAAAGUUGUGUAUUUGGAUAAUUGGAAGACUGGUUAUGCUGUUCAUGCUUAUUUGCCUUCCAGUUGGUGA